This is a messenger RNA of Aphis gossypii (cotton aphid), 2740 nucleotides long. RefSeq names its product ATP-dependent DNA helicase PIF1-like. NCBI's taxonomy places the organism in Eukaryota, Metazoa, Arthropoda, Insecta, Hemiptera, Aphididae. The transcript has a single exon. The record is from RefSeq and is a predicted model, not a curated record. The coding region runs from base 280 to 801 and encodes 173 amino acids.
UUGCAAAAUGAUCCAUCAGCACAAAUAUUUUCCGAACAACUAUUGGAUAUUGGGAACGGUAAAAUAGAACUGCAACCAAAUACGCAAUGCAUUAAACUACCAGACAAUUUUUGCACUGUUGUUCAGGAUAAAAAUGAAUUGAUUCAGAGUAUUUUCCCAGAUAUACAGAAUAAUUAUUUGAAUCAUGAAUGGCUUAGUCAACGGGCGAUUUUGGUAGCCAAAAACGUUGAUGUUGACGAAAUUAACUUCCAGAUACAACAGUUGUUACCAGGCGAUCUGAUGUCUUUUAAAUCAAUCGAUACUGUUGUUGAUGAAAAUGAAAGUGUAAAUUUUUCAAUUGAAUUUUUAAAUUCAUUAGAUAUCCCUGGAAUGCCACCACAUAAUCUUCGAUUAAAGAUUGGUUCCCCUAUUAUUCUCCUCCGUAAUUUAAAUCCACCUCAAUUAUGUAACGGUACGCGUUUGGUCAUCAAAAAGAUCACCGGAAACAUUCUUGAAGCAACCAUUUUGUCUGGGAAGUUUAAAGGAAAAGUGGUCCUGCUGCCACGUAUUCCGAUGAUACCAUCAGAUUCUACCAUACCCUUCAAAAGGCUACAGUUUCCAAUUCGUUUAGCUUUCGCCAUGUCUAUAAAUAAAUCUCAAGGUCAAACAAUGUCCAUUUGUGGUUUAGAUUUGGAAAAUCCAUGUUUUUCUCAUGGGCAACUAUAUAUUGCGUGUUCACGUGUUGGGAAACCGUCGAAUCUAUUUGUGUUAGCUAAAGACAGGUUAACCAAAAACAUUGUGCACCGAUGGGUGUUAAAUUAAAUUGAAAUUGAAAGUAUUUAUAAUUCAAAAAAAUAGAUAUUAAUGUUUAAAAGUUUAAGACUGUCUGCCUUGCCUAUCUCAUUCAUGAGUUUAAGCGUCACAUGUUAUUUACUGUAUUAUACUGUAAUAUACUUAUAUUUGUUAUAAAAUUAAAUAUAUACCAACAUAUUUUAUGUAUACCAACAUCAACAUUUUCGUCUUUGUUAGUAAAUAAUUUAACUGUACUAAAGGGUAUAUAGAAGUAGAAAGUCAAAUAAGGAGAUCACCAUAUUUUUUUACAAAUACUCUGUGUGAAAAAGCAUAGUGGACUCCGUGACUGAUGUUCUCUUAUUGUUCCUCUUAAUGUAAUAUAACAAAAACUUUAGCCACAGCAACACGUGGCCGGGUCAGCUAUUAUACUAUUAAUAAAAUAAAAAUAUUAUUAUAAACGUAUAUAUAAACGCACGUAGGUAGGCGUUAUAUAUAUUAUUAUAAAAUAAUAGUAAUUAAAUAAACUAUUCAAUGAAAAUGUCUAAGUUUUGAACACCGUUAAACCGAAUAGUAAAUAACAAAUUAAUCAAAAUUCGAAUCAUAUUAUAUAGAAUUUGCACUUUUAACGGGCAACGAAGUGCACGGGGUCAGCUAGUAUAUAUUAUAAUCCAUAAUUAUUGUUGACUAAUGCGCUGUGUUAUGCUAUAACCGGCUACAUUUAAUAUUGAUAAUAUUAUAAAUUAUUGAUUGACUGACUGAUAAACGAACAAUGAUAGGUUUGCAACUCUCACGGUACAUUCGUACCACAAAUUUAUAGUGUGCAAUAAGAAAAGUCGGCUUUUCACAAAAAUUUGCAUUUUAAAGUGGUGCUCGUACAAUUUUUUCGAUAUUCAAAAUGGUCGAUGAAAAUGUCGAAAUGUCGAACACCGCGCGGUCAAACCGAAUAUUAAUAUAAUAAAAAAUCAAUGUAAGUUCGAAGCGUAUUAUAGAAUAUUGGCAUUUUUAACGGAAAACGAAGUGCUGCACACAAUAGCCAUGCAUCACAGACUUAAAAAACAGAUACGAGCUUUGUGCGAACGACUCAUCUCACCGGUUUUGCCGACACGACUUUUCUCGUUAUUUUUUGUACAUACGACAGGGUCCGGGAAGUCGCAGUUCGUCGUUGGUAAAUUCGGCGAACCUCCGACUGUGCACGUCUCAGGGUCCUUUUCCACGAGCGUUUUUAAAAUGUGCGUGUAGCUAAAGGCUCACGCGCGUAGAGGCAAGACCUCGCGUUUAAAUGGGUACGCUUGUAUUUCUUCCAAUGCAUUUCAUAAACGCGCGUCUAAACUCACACGCGUUCGCCCGCUUAAAAACGCUCGUGGAAAAGGACCCUCAUGGCUUCUUUCCCGUGUGCGUUCGACGGAGUGUCGUUAGACGACUUUGUGAACGAAUAGCCACGAUCGUUUGUUCGUUCGUAGCCAGUAGCCAGGUGAUUCACCAACAAACUCACACAGGAGAGAAGAUCUCCACAAAAUUCGCACGAGUAAGGCUUCUCUCCCGCGUGAGUUUGUUGAUGAAUCACCGGACUACUGGCUUGAGCGAACUAUUCGCCAAAAACGGCCUCACACUGGUAUGGCUUCUUUUCCGAGUUCGACUGUGUGCCGUUAGACGACUAUAAUAUUGACAGUGAACGAUUUGCCACAAACGUCACACAUGGUCCUUUUGCCGUGUACUUGCGACGGUAUACUGUUAAGUGUGCCGUUCUGUGUGAACGAUUUAUCACACAUAUCACUCUGGUAUGGCUUGUAUCCUGUUUAGUUCUAUACCGCAUAUUAUCUUGCCAUCGAUUUUCGGGUACUGCUAUACAAUACGUACACUGAUUUUAAUGUUUUACGUUAUAAGCAAUUUAUGUUUUUUUUUUCAGAUUACUACUUCUAAUAUUAUACUAUUCUAGUAUAGGUAUUCUGUUUGUUAUAACUUAUUGACA